Messenger RNA from Mollisia scopiformis, 653 nucleotides. RefSeq lists its product as uncharacterized. The coding region runs from base 117 to 566 and encodes 149 amino acids. The record is from RefSeq and is a predicted model, not a curated record. Lineage: Eukaryota; Fungi; Ascomycota; Leotiomycetes; Helotiales; Mollisiaceae. The transcript is spliced from 2 exons.
CUCCCAAGAUCAACUGUCUCUGUCUACACAUCAUUGCUAUCUCUUCUUAGCAGCCUUUUCUCGCAGACUUUCUGCCCCGAUUGACUUUGAACACAAAGGCAAUUGAUCCUGCAACCAUGACUGCUCAACAACAGAAAGCCCUGUCUUCUGCCGCGCCUUCGAAAGCGUCUCGAACUCCUCAGACGUCCAAUUCUGUGAGAUCGUCUAGGGGAGAACAUUCGCAUCUGGGACCACAGUCAACCUCCUCACAAGCCUAUGUUGCACAUGAUACGAACAUCGUCAUACGAUUCCCACCCUUCGAGCACGACCUCGACUUCGUCCUUUAUCCGUCGCCCGAAUCCCUUAGCUUCGAUACAGAAUGUACCUCGAAUAUACGGGCAGCUCGGUCAUACAAGUCAAGAUCUCCAUUGGAGAACACAGCGAGUCGGCAAUGUUCAGAGCAAGGACUGGAGAAAUAUCUGGCAAGUGAGGAAUAUUUUGAGAGAGUUGCUCUCGGUUUAGAAACACAGAGGGCCACGAGGGAUGUAAUAGAUCCAAGGCUAUUGGAUAUUUUGGAUGCUCUGUGAAAUGUUCUCCUCUAUGCAGCGAGGGAGCUUGCUAUCUUGUAUUUUGAUACCCCACUUCAGUUCGUUAUAUUCUUAUUCAGUCAACCU